AUGAAGAGCGGUCAGUCAGACAUCAUCAAUUAGGCUGCGAAUUGACAGUUUAAUAGUAACAUCUAUGAUUAUCUAAAAAAGAAGAGAAAAGCCAAUGUAUUAAAACAGAACAUAAAAAAAAUGCAAAAUAUGAACAAAGAAGGCGAAAAAAGCUCAAAAACUUCUCUCCGCAGCCAGAAGCAGCCAAAGACGCACCAGCAGGUUUUGGUUCAGAAGAAAAAGAAGAAUUUGUCCUCCAAAGACGCACAAAGGGGCGUCUUGACGAGGGAGACGCGGUCGGACCAGUGGCAGCAACCUGCGGAGCCGCUGAAGCCCGCGGGGCAGCAGGACCGGCGGGCGGGGAAAGCGUCUCCAGGUGACCGGUGCCAGAGCCAGGGCAGCCCCGGCGCGCAGAGGAAGCUGUCGGACGCCAGCAACGCCUCGGAAGACCUGAGCAAAGACUCCGGCUGCCCGUCCGGGAAGCUGUCCUCCUCGGAGAGCAGCUCAGAAAUCUCCGACUGCGUCUCGGAGGGCAACAAGCGCGAGUCCCCGGGCACCGAUAACGAGUUAAGCUGGAUAGAAGGCAGAGCUUACGUGAGCCCGGAGGACGGCGGCGCGCCGGCCGCUCCGCCGGCCGCGCGGACCUGCGCGCCCCCGCCGCGCGCUGCCGGAGCCGGGCUCGGUCUGCUGAACCUCCCGGGGGCGAUCAUGGACCUCAUGAUGGGGGAAUCAACAGAAGACCUGGUCAGGGAAAUGGAGGACUUGAGGUCAGAGAACGAGUAUUUGAAAGAUGAAGUGGAGGAGCUGCGCUGCGAGAUGCUGGAGAUGCGCGACAUGUUCCAGGAGGAGGAAGUGUACCAGCUGCAGGAGCUGCGGAUGCAGCUGGAGCAGGCCAACAAGACGUGUCGCAUCCUUGCGUACCGCCUCCGCAAAGCGGAGCGGCGCAGCAUCCGGGUGGCUCAGACCGGGCACGUGGACGGAGAGCUGGUCCGGAGCCUGGAGCACGACAUCAAGGUUGCGAAGAGUGUGUCACUCCGUCUGUACAACGAGCUGGAGGCGGUGCAGAAGAAGAACUCCCAGCUGGAGUGGGACAACGAGGUGCUGCGGGAGAAGACACAGGAGCUGGACGUGGCCAAGCAGGUCUUACAGACGGAGGUGGACAAAGCAAGAGAGAGCUCUCUGAAGAAGAGAAACAACAGGUCAACGACCAGUAAGGCAGAGAAGAGGCUUUCUCAGCUGAUUGAGGAUGACAGCGCUGAUCUCAAGUGCCAACUCCACUUUGCCAAAGAAGAGUUGGCCCUCAUGUGCAAGAAGCUCACCAAGCUGGUGUCGGAGAGUGAGGCCAUGCGGGAAGAGCUGGCCAAAUACCAGAUGACCUACGGAGAAAUCGAUGCCGCCCAACCACCUGAAGGAAAACAAAAAUCUGGGCGUGCCAGAGAGGCAGAGGUCAAAGUUCAUCUGAAACUGGUGGAGGAAGAGGCUACGCUGCUGAGCCGGCGCAUCGUUGAACUGGAGGUGGAGAACCGCGGGCUGCGGGCAGAAAUGAGCGAUCUCAGAGAGAAAGUAGGAGGAGGAGGAGGAGAAGAAGAAGACGCGUUGGAGGAAAAUCCAUCAGCGACAGUAGCGAUGAAAGACAGGGAGGGCGAUUUGAAAAUGGAGCCCGGGGUGCACCAUAACGAGCAGAGCAAUGAGUUGGAGAAAGGAAAAGGAGAAGCUGAGAGACCUUUGCUGUGCAGCCAAUCACAGAAUGAGGGCAUGGUUGCCGUGCGCCACAUGACACGGGAAGGUCCUGUAGGUGGCGAGUGGGAAUCUUCAGACAGCCGUGAGAGUGAUGGCAACAGAAAACCUACCAGUGGUCCAAAAGGGAUGACCUUACAAGACUAUGAAACUCUGCUUGCUCUCCGAGAUCAUUCUUGCAUUUUGACUUCUGCCAUUCAGCUCCUGAACACAGCACCCAGAAACGGCCACAGCCCCCCCCCCUCGGGUGCUCUCAGCUCCCAGGAGAACGUGAGCUCAAACGGUAAAGCGCUAAGAUCUUUAAAUGAGGCUUUGGAGCUCCUGCAGGCCAUGCUUCUGGCUUUCAUCGGCAGGAUGGAGGCGAUCCUGAGAGGGGUGGAGGGAUGUAAAAACUCUGCUCACAAGGACGGGGAUGCCUGGGAUUCCGUCUCGUUUCUCUCUGUGAAUCAUGAAAACAUCCAGGAAUCACCGAUUCAGCAGGAACAUAUCGAAGACAUUCGCGCCACAGAGGUGAAGAAGAAGGAGAAGCAAGUGAGACAAGGAGACGUGGACGGCUGCAGGGAUCCACAAAUGAUACUGUCGUUGAAAAUUCUCUGGAUCCUGCAUCAGGCCUGCAACGUCAAGGGGCCAGAACGUGAAGGAAAAGAGGUUAGACACAAAGCGCUGUCUGUGCUGCUGGAGCUGCUGCAGGACCUGGGAGGAGAGCUCCGAGGUGACAGCAAGGCCAGAGCCCCCGCCUGCGAUGCAGCUGAGUGUGCCGUCGGCGAUGUUCUUCACGAGGGACACCGUGAACCUCUCAGAACCUGCAGCAUGGAAGGAGAAAGACUAGGACGGUCGUUUUGGCCAGGGGGCUGGAGAAGGAAGAACUGGUGCUACCUGAGCCAGGAGGCGGCCCAGGUGGACCGAGAGGACCCCGUUAAGACCUGGGACCACCCAAUCAUGCCCUUCAACUUCCCUGAUCUGGACUUUGAGCAGAUGUCCAUGGAGAGAAGCAACACGGCCCCGGAGAGGUCGACCUUCCGCAUCUACUACAGCCCUCCGUCGGCUCGCAGGGUCCAGCUGGCCCAGCUGAAGCAAAGCCCAGUGGCAAACAGGACCGAGUCUGUGGACACCUCCUCUCCGUGGUGCACGCCCCCAACCUCCUUCUCUCAGAUCUGCCUGGGUUCCUCUGCUAACCUGAGCGACGACAUGAAGGAAAUGACAGCCGGCUGGAGGCAGACGGUUCACGGCGGCUCCCAGGAGAAGCGAGGGAAGCCGGCGGGCCGCUGGGUGGACGUGGCCUGCUCCGGUACUCAGACUCACAUGAAGCCGCAGAUGGUGAGUGUGGCUCAGCAGACGGAUGGGACUCAGUCCACGGUGAGAAACAGCCCUUCCAGAGUCCUGAGCUCCUCCCUGGUCUCCGCCCGCUCACAACACAUGUCCACGUCCCUGGAUGGGAUACCGGGCCGAGUGGAGCGGGCCAGAGUCUCCACCUCUUCCCCUAAACUCUACCGCAGGCACUCUUCCCUGCCCUCAUCCACCAGUUUGAGCUCGUCUUCCUCCUCUUCCACCUCCACCUCCAGGGAUCGAGCAGCGUGGAACCUGCCCAGUCAAAGCUACUCGGGCCUCACGUGGGCUCGACAGGCCAGUCCCAGAUCAGGCUCGGGACAGAACCACGGCUCCGUGAGCAGCGCCAAGCCGCCCAACAAGUCUGCAGGCACCAACCGGUGUGGCUUGGUGACGGAGUUCCUGCGCAGGGUGAGCGGCCGGGCGGACAAGGCGGGACCGGAGUCGGGGCAGAAGGGGAAGAGAGGCCUGAAGAACCUGGAACGGGCCCCGGCGAGGCCCGCGGCGGCUCCGCUGCACAGGAACGACAGCGUGACCAGGAUCGUCAACCAGAGGUUCAUGAAGCAGAGAGAGGAGCCAGGUCGAGCUCCGAGGGAGGAGAAGGGGAGCGGCCCAAACCCCAGAGUCAGAAACAGCCACAGCAGUGCCACAACUGAGGACGGAAACUACGACUGCAGCUCCAGCAGCACGUUGACCUUCUGCUUCGCCCGUCCAUCGCGCUCUGGCCAGAAACAAACCUCCAUCCCGGGCAAACUUCACAGACCCUCGCCAGCGGCGAGCACGGCUGCAGACUCCAGCUGUGGCUGAAAGGGAGGAGAAAUGGCACAUUUUACAAACACAACACUUCAGAACAGAAACAAUUUGUAUGCACAGUCCAUUUUAAAUGCAGACUCAUAUUUAUGUGCUAUGUUAAGGAGUAAAAAGAUUUCUGUCGGUGCUAUAAUGAUGACGUACUCAUCUCCUUUAACAGAUGAGUGAACUCUUUAAUUCAGUUACUCCUGGUUAAUUUUGUAUCGUCUUAAUUGUGUUCUGUAGUGAAUAAC
Cololabis saira (Pacific saury) is the source of this 4085-nucleotide messenger RNA. RefSeq lists its product as uncharacterized. Gene Ontology annotation, biological process: regulation of autophagy. Lineage: Eukaryota; Metazoa; Chordata; Actinopteri; Beloniformes; Belonidae. Bases 121 to 3849 code for a protein of 1242 amino acids. The record is from RefSeq and is a predicted model, not a curated record. The transcript is spliced from 9 exons.